Messenger RNA from Haemonchus placei, 135 nucleotides. The record is from the annotation of a GenBank genome assembly. Lineage: Eukaryota; Metazoa; Nematoda; Chromadorea; Rhabditida; Trichostrongylidae.
CUACGCAGUUUGUUUGUUCCUUCUUACACACUUACUGCUUGUCGCACAGUAAUAAUGAAAAAGGCAAAAGUUUGGUUUCAUAAUAAAUCAAAAAGAGCGCUCAUAGUGUAUGGAGAUUCUAAGAACUGCAUUUAA